Messenger RNA from Gekko japonicus, 870 nucleotides. It is a transcript of the gene GDPGP1, whose product is annotated as GDP-D-glucose phosphorylase 1. NCBI's taxonomy places the organism in Eukaryota, Metazoa, Chordata, Lepidosauria, Squamata, Gekkonidae. The record is from RefSeq and is a predicted model, not a curated record. Bases 1 to 837 code for a protein of 278 amino acids. Gene Ontology annotation, cellular component: cytoplasm. The transcript is spliced from 3 exons. Gene Ontology annotation, biological process: glucose metabolic process. Gene Ontology annotation, molecular function: GDP-D-glucose phosphorylase activity.
AUGCCUGGCCUAAGGACAGCGGUGCGCAGCGUCCGGCAGCCCUUCGACCCGGCGCAGUUCAACUUCACGCAGAUCCGGCCGGCCGAGGUCCUCUUCGCCCUGGCGCCCCGCCGGCGGGAGGGCGGGGAGGAGGGCCCGCGGGUGCUGGUGGCCAUCAACGUCAGUCCGCUGGAGCGGGGCCACGUGCUGCUGGUGCCGGAGCCGGCGCUGGGCCUGGCGCAGGUGCUGACGGCGGGGGCGCUGCUGGCCGGCCUGGAGGCGCUGCUGCUCAGCGGGCACCCGGGCCUCCGCGUGGGCUUCAACAGCCUGGGCGCCUGCGCCUCCGUCAACCACCUCCACCUCCACGCCUACUACCUGGGCCGCCCGCUCCGCGUCGAGGACGCGCCCGCCCGCCCCCUCCGCCCCGCCGCCGGCCUCUACCUGCUCGACGGCGCCAGCGGCGUCCCGGCCCCGGGCCUCCUCCUCUACGCCGACGGGCGGCGGCCGCGGGGGCGGGCCCGCCGCGUCUGCCGCCUCACCGACCACCUGGCCGCCCGCGGGGUCGCCCACAACCUCUUCGCCACGCGGGGGGCCGGGCCGGAGGGGCCGGCCUCCGCGCGCCCGGGCCUCCGCGUCCUCCUCUGGCCCCGCCGCGCCUCCUUCGGCGCCAAGGAAGGGGCCGCCUUCAACGUCGCCCUCUGCGAGCUGGCCGGGCACCUGCCCCUCAAGGCGGCCGCCGACUUCGAGGCCCUCACCGAGGCCCACGCCCUCCGCCUCAUCCGCGACUGCCUCCUGCCCGAGGCCGACUUCGCCCAGCUCCUGCCGGACCUCCUGGCCCUCCUCCCCGCCGAGGACUGACUCGCCGGCCGCCAACUGCCCCUGGACUCUCCC